This is a messenger RNA of Rodentolepis nana, 1044 nucleotides long. NCBI's taxonomy places the organism in Eukaryota, Metazoa, Platyhelminthes, Cestoda, Cyclophyllidea, Hymenolepididae. The record is from the annotation of a GenBank genome assembly.
AUGUCUAUUCCGUACUCAUGGAAAAUUGCUACCAACAAACGGACUGCCUUUCUUCAGCUCUUGAUGAGAUGGAAGGGAACAAUUUACAAGUACAUUCUACACGAUUUUUGUACUUUUCUACUGGUUUAUGGACUCAUCUCGGUGACGUAUAGGUAUCUCAUGUCUGACCAGUCAAGAAGGUUAGUGUAUUUAAAUGUUAAUUUGGGUUUAUUCGAUGCGCUGUGUUUUGUGCAUAGGUACUUCGAAUACUACUGUCAAUACUGCGCAGGCUAUGGACACUUGAUCCCAGUCGGCCUAGUGGUGGGUUUCUUCGUCGAUGUGGUGGUUAAAAGAUGGUGGGGGCAAUUUCAGACUAUUCCAUGGCCGGAUGAAAUUGCCUUGUUGCUCUCCGCCUACAUCCCCGAUGAUUCGGUGUUGACUAAGCAAAAAAUGAAGACAUUUAUGCGUUACAUUAACCUGGCCAACACAAUCACCCUGCGACUUUUCUGCUCACGAAUAAAGAAACGCUACGCUGUGGAUCAAAUUCUACUUGCUGAUGGUAUGAUGACACCGUCUGAAUUGAAAAGACUGCAAAAUUCAGCGCCAAGUAGAAAAGCCGCCUUCUAUGCCGCGCCACUCUAUUGGGCCGGUGAGCUGGUUCUUGAAAUGCGUGAUUCAGGUCUUAUUAUGAGUGAUCGGGCUGUGGAGCUCCUUUACAAGGGAAUCGCUGUUAUACGAGCCAAGGGGGCCAAGCUGAUCAUUUACAACAUGAUCAUCAAUGUUCCCCUUGGCUUCACUCAAGUGGCUACCAUAACCAUCUACGUCUAUGUUAUUGCUUCGACAUUUUCUUGUCAAUUUCUCGAUACUACUCAGGGGUAUAAAAGGAAAUUAGUGGACCUCUAUAUUCCCAUAUUUGGCAUGCUUCGACUGAUCUUCUUCCUGGGAUGGAUUAAGGUUGCAGAGGCGCUAAUUAAUCCUUUCGGCGAAGAUCCCGAUGACUUUGCCAUGGAUGAAUACAAUGAACGCGAUGUUCAGGUUUGCAUUCUAUUACUGGUAGUUGAUUAA